Molecule: messenger RNA, 1026 nt
Organism: Vicia faba (fava bean)
Lineage: Eukaryota; Viridiplantae; Streptophyta; Magnoliopsida; Fabales; Fabaceae
Source: the annotation of a GenBank genome assembly
AUGGAUCCUUCUGAGCAAAGUUGUGAAGAAUGGAGUUCACUUAGUGGAUUUUACACAGCUGAGGAAGCUGAUUUUAUGGGCCAGUUACUUGAUAACUGUCAAGUCCCUGACCACCAUUAUGGAAACUUCAAUUUGGAAGUUCCAUCUACAUUAUGGCCUGGACAUGACUCAACAAUAGUGAGCAUGCAUAACAGUCACCAUUUUCCUCAAAAUGUUAACAUUGAUUUUUCAAGUUUUUUGCAAGGAAGUAACACAAUUUCUGAUACUAAUGGUGGUUACAACUGUUUGAAUGAUGAUCAAGUAGCAAACGUUGGCUACAUAUCCAUGAUGGAUGGCGAUUUCGGCGCUUGUAGAGUUCAAAGGAAUGAUAGUGCACAGUUAACUGAAAACAACACUGAUGAAGAGUUUUGUCAAGAGGUUAUUUGUGACAAGAAUUUUCAGGCUCCCAUGGAAUGUGAAGAGGUACUAGUUUCUGAAUCAGUGGAAGAGGGUGUUAGUAUCAACAUGGAAAAAACAGGAAAAAGAUCUAGAAGCUCAAUGAAGGUACAAAAGAAUAAGAAAAAUAUCAAACCUAGAAAGAAAUCAAAGUCUAUAAGCAACACUGAAGAGGAUGAAAGUCCUGAUCUUCAGGAGCAGAUAUUGAGCUCGGAGGAGGAUGACUUCAAUGCUUCUCAGAAGCUAAAUGAAGAUGGGUCUUCAAUUGUAAACCGGGACGAUUCAGCGUCGAUGAAGGUAAAAGGAAAAUCAAGAUGUGAUAGAGGUUCUAGCACUGAUCUCCAAGGUGUCUAUGCAAAAAAAAGAAGAGAAAGAAUAAAUGAAAGGUUGAAAAUCCUACAAAGUCUAGUCCCCAAUGGAACCAAGGUUGAUAUCAGUACCAUGCUUGAGGAAGCUGUGCAAUAUGUGAAGUUUUUGCAGGUCCAAAUUAAGCUUUUGAGCUCUGAUGAUCACUGGAUGUAUGCUCCCAUUGCUUACAAUGGAAUGAACAUUGGACUAAACCUCAACAUUACACCACCGAAAUUACCAUAG